Molecule: messenger RNA, 747 nt
Organism: Penicillium manginii
Lineage: Eukaryota; Fungi; Ascomycota; Eurotiomycetes; Eurotiales; Aspergillaceae
Product: DUF202 domain-containing protein
Exons: 3
Coding region: 1-747 (248 amino acids)
Source: RefSeq, a predicted model, not a curated record
AUGACCGACUCGAUCCAAGUUCCCCAUGAGGCACACUCCAGUACUGUCGUGCAUGACAGCCCACCGCCUUCUCCGCGCACACGCACACGCACCCACGCACACGCAGAAGCAGAUGACCGCGAGGCGUUAGAGCUACAUCAGAUUCAGACCCACGAAGAUGCCGACUUCAACGACUCCUCCCCCUCAGUCUCGUCGGGUGAGGAGAUCCGAAUCACCACUCGCCGUACACGCUCGCGCGCCAGUAUACAGUCUACCCACCGGGGUAAGGACCCGUGGAGUCGGCUGUGUCGAUUCUGGACACAUCAUGUCACCCUCACUGUCCCGCAGAAGAGCAAUCGCGAUCACUUUGCUCUGGAACGAACAUUCCUCGCCUACAUCCGUACCUCGGUGGUCAUUGCCAUGCAAGGGGUCCUGAUUGCCCAGCUCUUUCGCCUGCAGCGAUCCAACCAGGAUCAGGACCGACUGCGAUUCUACCAGGUCGGGAUCCCGCUCUCGGUGACCUGUCACUGCGUUGCCGUCAUCGUUGCCCUGAUCGGAGCCUAUCGUUUCUGGCGACAACAGAGUGCGAUUGCCCGCGGCAAGGUGCAUGCGGGUGGAUGGGAGUUGAAUUCGGUCGGCAUCCUGCUAUUUCUGAUCAUCUUGGUGACAUUGGUGAUCAGUGUCGCGAUCAUCGUACAAAUUGAAAUGAGCCCGACGACUCUCAUGAAGCGUCUCCUUCUAUUCUCAGAUCGAGACUGCCUGCAAUAG